Molecule: messenger RNA, 204 nt
Organism: Funneliformis geosporum
Lineage: Eukaryota; Fungi; Glomeromycota; Glomeromycetes; Glomerales; Glomeraceae
Source: the annotation of a GenBank genome assembly
AUGAAACACGACGAAGGAACAGGAAAAAAUGACGAGCAAAUAGAAAAAAAAAAUGAUAAAAGGAAAGAUAAAAGAAAAGAAGAAAAGAAAGAUAAAAAAAAAGAAAAAGAAAAAGACGAUGAAGAUGAAGGGGAAGACGAAGAAGAAGACGAAGAAAAAAAUGAAGAGGAAAAUGAAAAGAACAACGAAGAGAAAAAUGAAUAG